Molecule: messenger RNA, 344 nt
Organism: Synchiropus splendidus (mandarinfish)
Lineage: Eukaryota; Metazoa; Chordata; Actinopteri; Syngnathiformes; Callionymidae
Gene: ndufaf8
Product: NADH:ubiquinone oxidoreductase complex assembly factor 8
Exons: 3
Coding region: 132-344 (70 amino acids)
Biological process (GO): mitochondrial respiratory chain complex I assembly
Cellular component (GO): mitochondrion
Source: RefSeq, a predicted model, not a curated record
GAGAAGCGUCAACAUCAUGGCGAACAUGGCACUCAAGGACUUUUUCACCGUUCGUCUAAAUGUUUUGCCCCAAUGAGUUGGGCGUUGUUGGUUCGCUUGUCAGUAGUUAGUCUAAAGUAACAAUUGGCAGCAUGUCUGGGCCGAAUGUGUGGACUCGUAGCCGAGAGAGAAUGCGAUUGUUCUCAGAGCUGUUCGCACAGUGUGGACCUGAGGCAGCAACAUAUGGGAAGUGCGUGGCAGCUACCACAACUGGCAAACAAGAGUUAAAGAAGGACCUCUGUCUGAAGGAGUUCGAGGCCUUAAAAAGAUGUUUCACGACUGCGGCAAAGAGGCGAGGCAAGUGA